This is a messenger RNA of Cercopithifilaria johnstoni, 213 nucleotides long. NCBI's taxonomy places the organism in Eukaryota, Metazoa, Nematoda, Chromadorea, Rhabditida, Onchocercidae. The record is from the annotation of a GenBank genome assembly.
AUGUUUAUGGCAACGAAGGUCAAGAAUAUACAUCCUGGAGGGAAAUGCUUAGCUCCUCCUCUUCCAGAUCGCACCAACAAACUAGAGACCAUUCAUUCGUUUGGUUGGCUGAUUGGUGAGCGUUGUUCGGUUGCGGCGGGGGUAAAUUUGGGCAUUGGUGAGCGGGGAUUUUGGUGGUUAAUGGAAGUUGACUGGGGUGGUGGUUACGUGUGA